AAACCGUUGCAAGUAAGGCAUUUCAUCAUUGUCUCUUUUUUUUUCCCCCUCCACUCUACUCUCCAGAGUCUCCACUACCACCCACAUAACCACUUGGCCAUUUUCCUUCCUUGAUCAGCUCCUCUGCGAAACCUUGUGCUCUCUCAAUCCACCACAAAAAAAAAAAAAACACAAUGGAGUUCAAAGACCCAAUUUCCUCCCAAAUCCAACAAACCCAAGAACAAAACCUCUCAUUCUCACCUCUCAACCUCGACUUUGAUCUUAAAAUUGCUGGUGACGAAACCCACCACUUGGCCGUCGUGGCAGCACCGAUCGUCUCCUCCUACAACGACCGCAUCCGCCCCGUCCUCGACGCCGUCGACAAGCUCCGCAACCUCGCCGUCAUGGACGAAGGCAUCGAGCUCCCCACCAUCGUCGUCGUCGGCGACCAGUCCUCGGGCAAGUCCUCCGUCCUCGAGUCUCUCGCCCGCAUCAACCUCCCUCGCGGCCAGGGAAUCUGCACCAGAGUCCCCCUCGUCAUGCGGCUCCAAAACCACUCCUCUCCAGAACCCGAAAUUUUCUUGGAGUACAGCGGCAAAGUGGUCCCCACCACCGAAGAUAACAUUUCGGAAGCCAUCAAUAUGGCUACUGGGGAGAUCGCCGGCAACGGGAAGGGAAUAUCCAAAACCCGCCUGACUCUGACGGUGAAGAAACAGGGCGUUCCUGAUUUGACGAUGGUGGAUCUUCCGGGAAUCACCAGAGUCCCUGUUCUUGGUCAACCGGAGAACAUCUACGACCAGAUAAGGGACAUUAUAAUGGAGUAUAUUAAGCCGGAAGCAAGUAUUAUACUUAAUGUUUUGUCGGCGACUGUCGAUUUUCCGACUUGCGAGUCGAUUCGGAUGUCGCAGAGUGUCGACAAAAACGGAGAGAGAACGCUUGCUGUGGUCACCAAAUGCGAUAAAUCUCCAGAAGGACUUCUCGAGAAGGUGACUUCUGAUGAUGUGAAUAUUGGUCUUGGUUAUGUCUGUGUGAGAAACAGA
This is a messenger RNA of Morus notabilis, 1019 nucleotides long. Its product is annotated as putative dynamin-related protein 4A. The annotation marks the transcript as partial. Lineage: Eukaryota; Viridiplantae; Streptophyta; Magnoliopsida; Rosales; Moraceae. The transcript has a single exon. Gene Ontology annotation, molecular function: microtubule binding; GTP binding; GTPase activity. The record is from RefSeq and is a predicted model, not a curated record. Gene Ontology annotation, cellular component: microtubule; membrane; cytoplasm.